AUGACAAUUCCACAUAUUUGCCACCCAUUUACAAUCCUUCACAAUUCUACAGAAAAAAAGAAAGGAACAGAAAAUGUACUAAUGAAGUUGUUCUAUUUGCAGAUGAGGUGCUUGAUCUUUGCGGCGAUAUUGACCGUGGCACUUGCCACAUUUGGCAAAGAGCACGUACAUAUCAGAAUCCACGUACCGGAGAUAAUACAGCAUGACGAGAAGAAGGUUAUUAAAUACGAAGAUCACGGUGGACAUGAUCAUGGAGGAGGAGGUGGAGGUGGUGAUCAGACUAUAAUAGUCACUUCGCCUGGAGGAGGUGGAGGCCACGGAGGCGGCGGUGGUCACGGAGGAUUUGGCGGUGGAUUCGGAGGUGGUUUCGGAGGCCACGGAGGCGGUGGUGGUCACGGAGGAUUUGGCGGUGGAUUUGGAGGUGGACACAUUAGCCUUGGAGGUGGUGGUCACGGUGGAGGUGGCCACGGUGGUGGCGGAGGAUUUGGAGGUGGUCACGGAGACAUCAUAAUAGCCAGUUCAGGUGGUGGCCACGGUGGUGGAGGCUACGGAGGCGGUGGUGGUGGAUUCGAUGAACAUCACGGUGGCGGAGGAUUUGGAGGAGGAGGUGGAUACGGUGGUGGUGGAGCAGCGAUCAUCGAACAUCACGGUGGUGGAGGGUAUGGUGGCGGCGGUGGCGGUGGUGGCUUCGAUGCUCACCAUGGUGGCGGAGGAUUUGGAGGCGGUGGAGGAUAUGGAGGCGGCAGUGGUGGAGGAGCGAUCAUCGAACACCACGGUGGUGGAGGAUAUGGAGGCGGUGGUGGCGGUUUUGAUGCUCACCAUGGUGGCGGAGGAUUUGGAGGUGGCGGUGGUGGAGGAGCAAUCAUCGAACAUCACGGUGGUGGAGGAUUUGGAGGCGGUGGUGGCGGUUUCGAUGAACACCAUGGUGGAGGAGGUUAUGGAGGUGGCGGUGGUGGCGGUGGAUUGAUCAUCGAACACCAUGGUGGCGGUGGCGGCUAUGGAGGCGGUGGUGGCUAUGGAGGAGGUGGCGGCUAUGGAGGUGGCGGUGGUGGAUUCGAUGCACACCAUGGCGGAGGAGGUUUUGGAGGAGGCGGUGGAUAUGGAGGUGGUGGUGGAGGUUUUGAUUCGCAUCAUGGCGGAGGAGGUUUUGGAGGAAGCGGAUUCGGUGGUGGCCAUGGUGGUGGCGGCGGAGGAGGUGGAUUCGGUGGAAUCGAACACCAUGCUAUUAGUAACAGCAUAUCUUCCGGCUUCGGAAGCAGUGGACACGGUGGAGGCGGAGGUGGAUACAGUUCCGGUGGUGGUUACGAUUCGUACUCAAGUGGCGGUCAUAGUGGUGGCGGUCAUGGCGGUGGCGGCCAUGGCGGUGGUUUCUCAGGCUAUCACAAGAAAAAGUAA
Bombus pyrosoma is the source of this 1395-nucleotide messenger RNA. RefSeq names its product glycine-rich cell wall structural protein-like. The record is from RefSeq and is a predicted model, not a curated record. The coding region runs from base 1 to 1395 and encodes 464 amino acids. NCBI's taxonomy places the organism in Eukaryota, Metazoa, Arthropoda, Insecta, Hymenoptera, Apidae. The transcript has 4 exons.